AUGGAGUUCCGCUUCCGCGCCGGGGACCGCGGGCCGCCCGGCUCCUCCCCGCCAGCCCCCGGAGGCUCCCCGCCGGCACGGUUCUCCCUCCCCCGCGACGGCUACACCGGUGCCGGUGCGCAAGGCACGCAAGCAGGGCCUUCGCCUUCGCCUUUGCCGCGGCCGCCGCUCGAGUGGGAGGCGGCGCGGCGAGAGCACCUCAUCCGCGAGGAGGUGAGGCGGCGGCUCGUCGAGGAGGAGGUGCGCCGCGAGUUCGAGGCCGAGGGCGACCUCGCCUUCGCCCGCGGGGGCUGGGGGCCCGACCCCUUCCUCGCCCCCGGUUGCUUCAUGCCGCCGCCGACGAUGCCGAUGCCGAUGCGCCCGCCCCCGUACGCGCCGCCGCCGCCGGUGCCUUUCGACGAGUUUGGUGCCUGGCAGGGGUUUGUGCCUCGCCGGCACGCGGGAUUUGGGGAAAGGAUGCCGUUCCCCUGCGAGGAGAGGAGGUGGUCUCCGCCGCGUCAGAAGCCGAAGCAUAAGCUCCAGCUGCUUGAGAUCGAGCCCUCCGGGACACCCGUGGCUCUUUCACCAAAAUUGAAGGUUCCAAAGAUGAAGAGGAAAGCAGCUGCAAAUGCUGCAGCUACUGUACCAAAGAAAGUACAGAAACUAGCCAAGGACUGGAGCUGUGCACUAUGCCAGGUUAGUGCAACAUGUGAAGCUGGUCUAAAUGAGCAUCUCGGAGGAAGAAAACAUAAGGCCAAGUUGGCACAGUGUGGCGCCAGCAAGGCAAUCAAAGAUGACAAAAACUGCUUGCAGGCGACCACUGGGAAUAAGAACAGCACAGAUCCUUGUGAUGCACCUAAGAAAGUACACAUGCUAGUAGACGGUGAAAUGCAUGAAGUUGUUCAGAAGAACAACUAUCUGUGGUGUGAUCGCUGCAGAGUCAGGUGUGAUAGCAACGUCAUCAUGGCUGGUCAUCUGCGGAGCAAAAAGCACAGUAAAUUAAACAAGGUUUGGACAUCGAUAAAAGCUGUGAGGACAAAUACUGAUACUAAGGAAGGUUUGCCUUCUUGUGGAAGUCUGGUAAAUACAAACGACUGUACUGAAAUUCCAGCGGUAAUUGAAGGCGACAUAAAUAUGACCAGUGAAGUAGAUGAAAGUAGCCCUGCAGAAAAUCCCGCCGGGAAAGAAAUCAAAAGCAUUGCCACCGAAGUAGAAAUUCCAGCGGUAAUUGAUGGCGGCAUAAAUAUGACCAGUGGUGUAGAUGAAAGUAGCCUUGUAGAAAAUCCAGCUGGGAAAGAAAUCACAAGCAUCGCCACCGAAGUAGAAAGUAUAACCAUGGCUACCGAAGUACAUGAAAAUAACCCUGUUGAAACUCCAGUUGAAACAAAGAAGGAAAGCACAGACAUGACAAAUGAUGUGUGA
Molecule: messenger RNA, 1401 nt
Organism: Triticum turgidum subsp. durum (durum wheat)
Lineage: Eukaryota; Viridiplantae; Streptophyta; Magnoliopsida; Poales; Poaceae
Source: the annotation of a GenBank genome assembly